CCCCGAUCAACCUCCUCCAGCAGUUCCACGAUCAGUCCGGUCGGUGAAAGUCUCCGGUUUUUCAGCCGCUCGCUGCCGCUUAAACUCGGUCACACCGCGCAAGGGAGCCGAACCCGAUGGCUUCGACGACCUCUGACGGCCCCAAACGAGAGUCGCCGAACACGAGCGAACAAAACGGCGACAUGAGCGAAACGGGCCUGCGCGCCGCCGACGACCAGGAACCGGCCGUUAAGAUGGACGCGGACGGAGCGGAGACGAACGAGAAGUCAAACGGAGAACAAAGGCCGGAUGGAGCCACGAGGGGAGACGACGGUGGCGACGAGGUCGAAACCGAACCUCAAGCGGAGAAAGAGCAGCAGAUAACCCCCGGUAGUGCGGACGAGACGGGGGAGCCGAUGAAGACAGAACAAAGGGAGGAGGAGAACGCGUCCUCGCCUGCGGAGAAAAGCGCUAACGGCGUCGGCAGCGGCGCGAUGAAGAGACGCGCGAGUCUGGAGUUGAGCUCGUCGUCGUCGGAUGGAGAGCCGCUCAGCCGCAUGGACUCUGAGGACAGUAUUAGCAGUACUUUGAUGGACUUGGAGAGCAUCGCGUCCAGCGGACGAUCAACUCCAGCUAUGAUGAAUGGUCACGGCGGGGUCUCUUCAUCCUCUGUUAAAGGCUCAUCUUACCCCUGCUGCUGGGACCAGUGUCAAAUGGUGUUCAACACCAGUCCAGACCUGGCAGAACACAUCCGCGGGGUCCACGUAGAUGGCCAGCGUGGAGGGGUGUUUGUGUGCCUUUGGAAAGGUUGUAAGGUGUAUAACACACCAUCCACCAGUCAUAGCUGGCUUCAGAGACACAUGCUGUCCCACAGUGGAGACAAGCCGUUCAAGUGUGUUGUGGGCGGCUGCAAUGCCACAUUCGCCUCACAGGGGGGACUGGCGCGCCACGUCCCGACCCACUUCAGCUCCCAGAACUCCUCCAAACUCUCCAGUCAAUCCAAAGUGAAGGAAGAGUCGCCUUCCAAAGCGAGCAUAAACAAACGGAGGAAACUCAAGUUCAAGCGCAGACGCUCCUUACCAGUCUGUGUCUUUCCUCCAGCCCGGCCUCACGACUUCUUUGAUGCACAGACCAUGGAUGCCAUCCGUCAUCGAGCCAUCUGCCUUAAUCUAGCGACUCACAUUGAGAGUCAGGGCAAGGGCCACAGCGUUGUGUUUCACAGCACGGUGAUCGCAAGGCGAAAGGAGGAUUCUGGGAAGGUGAAAGUGCUGCUUCAUUGGACGCCGGAGGACAUACUUCAAGACGCUUGGGUUAACGAAAGCGACCGUGCACAGCUGAAGACCAAAGUGGUCCAUCUUUCUCAGCUUCCUCAGGACACAGCCGAACUGCUGGACCCCAACAUCUACAGCAGAUGGAGCCAGUGUCGCUGCGGCUAACGUCAGUGUUUUCUGAUCUACUGUGAUGUGCUGUGGAGACCUCAGGGGGAUGUGGGUGGGAGAUCAAAAGCCUUCCAUAAGACAAUGUUAAUUUAUCAAAGCCGAGCGUUCGCCUGUCACCAGUGAAUCACCUUUGACCUUCUCCUACAGACCACUCCUCCGGGACAUUAUUAAAUAAUUCAUCAUUUUCUGUUUAUUAGAAUUCAUAAGGGAUUUGUUUUAUUUUUUCAUUGGAGUGGAAUUCAUUUUAGGCAAAAUGAACAUUGUUUAGGGUGGAAACGUGUUUGUAUUCACGCACAUGUAUAAAUGCACAAAGCGAGACUUUAAAAGGCGUGCGGACAGAUGCCCUGGUUCUCCAGGGUCUGAAGCAUGUGUGCUCCGUGUUUAUGCAUCAGUGUGUUUGUGCUACAAAUAUUCAAUUGGAAAUGGCAGUCGUUCCCUUUGUGUGUGUGUGUUCCGUACUAAAGCAGGCUCUGCUUGUUUUCAGGAUGUAUUUCUAGAAGACGGGUGGGAGGGGCCACAUCUGUCAGUGGCAGUGCCCACUGACAUACCCAAACCGAUCUGGACGUACCGAUCUUUUGAGACUGAAGAUUUUUUUCCCUUUUGCUCUUCCCCCCUCUUUUUAAUGCUCAAAGUCUGCCAAAGCAUGCAGUGAAAGUUUAAUGUGUUUUCAUCGCUUGAAGAGGAAAAAGAAAAAUUGUGAAUCCUUUCGGUCAUGGACUUUAAACUGUCUAGGAAGAUUGUUUUUUCAAAUGUGUUGUGUAUCAUCAGUUGAAUUUCAUUCCUUGCUUCCUAAACUCUUCUGACAAGCUCUUAAAAAUCCUGUUUUUUUCCAUUUUGGUCAGAAAGUGCCCAUGUAAAUAUUCCAGGAGAUUUGUAAUAUAUUUUUGUACUGCAAAAUUUGACUGUACUGUAGAUAGAUGUAAUAUGCCAAGUUGACAGAUGAUGUAAUUGUACAGAAUGUGAUAGCUGAAUAGUUUGGAUGAUGUAAAUGCUUCCAUACACAUUUGUUUUAUUUUAGGUUUUGCGUGUUUUUAUUUAGUUUGAAGGUUAAUAAGAGUGAUAUGCACACGUUGCUGCUCCACUCACUGAUGGCGAUGGUGGAAGCUGUUGUUUACAGUGUGCACUGUUUGUGUGUUAUCUUUGUUAAAGCUAUACACAAGCCAAGGAGUGUAUAGACAUCUCGAUGUAAUGGUGCUAACACUAGCGUUUAGGCUAAUGCACAUAGGACAAUUCUUAGACCAACAAUGAUGGUGCUGUUUAGAUCAUAUAACAAGACCCUGUUCCACAUAGAUUAUACUUCUGUCUUUAUAGUAAAGAGGACGAUUCUGAAAAACGUGUGUUUGUUUGAUUCAGUGUAUGAACACCACUGGAAUUGUUUAGCCGGUUGCUAACGGAUUUGUAGUAAAUACUUGUUCCAGCCCAUAUAAACCUUCUGUUUUUCAAACAA
Messenger RNA from Triplophysa dalaica, 2865 nucleotides. RefSeq names its product AE binding protein 2 (gene aebp2). Gene Ontology annotation, biological process: regulation of transcription by RNA polymerase II. Lineage: Eukaryota; Metazoa; Chordata; Actinopteri; Cypriniformes; Nemacheilidae. The record is from RefSeq and is a predicted model, not a curated record. The transcript has 8 exons. The coding region runs from base 117 to 1415 and encodes 432 amino acids. Gene Ontology annotation, cellular component: ESC/E(Z) complex.